Prinia subflava (tawny-flanked prinia) is the source of this 2058-nucleotide messenger RNA. RefSeq names its product C->U-editing enzyme APOBEC-1-like. The transcript has 5 exons. Gene Ontology annotation, biological process: cytidine to uridine editing. NCBI's taxonomy places the organism in Eukaryota, Metazoa, Chordata, Aves, Passeriformes, Cisticolidae. Gene Ontology annotation, cellular component: cytoplasm; nucleus. The coding region runs from base 154 to 738 and encodes 194 amino acids. Gene Ontology annotation, molecular function: cytidine deaminase activity; zinc ion binding; RNA binding. The record is from RefSeq and is a predicted model, not a curated record.
UGCAAGGCAUUUUUGGGUGUAUCAGUUAGAGGAAAGCUUCUCACCAGAAACUAAAAACAAUAUUCUGAUUCAGGAAUAGAAACUGAAACUAAUGUAAGACUAAUAAAGGCACACCAGUCUCCCAGGAAGCAACAGACAAAUCCAGAAAUACCCAUGGCUGCUGCCAAUGCCAGAGGUCCCUUACCCAGAGAGAACAACCAAGGGUGGAGGUUAGAGCCAACAGACUUCAGGACAAAUUUUUCACCUAACCAAAGUGGACCGGUGGUAUACCUGCUGUACGAAAUCAGGUGGAGAAGAGGGUCCAUCUGGAGGAACCAGUGCUCGAACAAUCCUAAGCAACAUGCUGAAGUCAACUUCUUGGAAAAUCAUUUCAUUGACAGGCCACAAGCUCCUUGCUUCAUCACCUGGUUCCUUUCAACCAGUCCUUGUGGAAGCUGCUCCAGAAGGAUUGUGGAGUUCCUGAGGUCACACCCUAAUGUGACCUUGGAAAUAUAUGCAGCCAGGCUGUUCAGGCCCCAUGAUAUCCGUAACCAACGGGGUCUCCGCAGCUUGCUAAUGAGUGGAGUCACUAUACGUAUCAUGAAUCUUAAAGAUUACAGUUACUGCUGGAGAAAUUUUGUUGCAUACCAACGUGGAGAAGACCAUUAUUGGCCCCAGAAUGUAACUAUAUACUCCAUUCUGAAUCUCAGAAAACUCUUUCAUAUCCUUUCGGGGCUUCCUCCACUUCCAGAAAACUAAAUGCUAACGAGCAUCACCACCAUGCUUUCAAGCUUGGUUUGUGCAUUAAUACAAGCCCAGAAAAGCCCGUCCCUGGAAGUCUCUUCUUCUGCGGCUGUCUUGGGUUAUGUAACAAAAAAAAAAAGUGUAUUCUAUUUCAUCUGUAGAAAGCAUUUGGGAGGUGGUUUCUUUUUUCUUUAUCUCUUGUAGCUCCAGAGGGGAGGAGGGUGGAUGCCUUCUGAUAAUAGACCAUCUGUUAAAACCAAGUGGUGCAGUGUUUCUUAUCUUUUUCAUCAACUUUGUCCACCCUCCCAGGGAUAUCUUCUGUUAAUUAAGGUUCACCAUUAAGGUUCACCAGUGACAUGACACAUUACAUCAUCCCAUUGUGAGAUGCUCCACUCAGUGGGGAGGAGCCAACCAUGCCCUACCCAGAUAAAAAUGGGGACACAGGGAUCCCAAACAUCCAGAGGAAGACGGGGGUCAUCUCACCACCACUGAACCUGUUCUCAGGAUCAUCUCUACUCCAACAGAACCACAUCUGUCACUCCAGGAGGAUUUAUUUGGACUGCUUCCAACACCCUGGCCAACAGGGUGUUGGGUCAUACUCCUGACUCCGUCAGGGUUUUCUAGGACUUUUGCUUGUUUGCUUGCUUGGGGUUUUUUGGCAUUACUGCAUUUGUAUUUUUAAUAUUCCUAGUAAAGAGCUGUUAUUCCUAUUCCCAUAUUUUUGCCUGAAAGCUCUUAAUUGCAAAAUUAUAAUAAUUUAGAGGCAGGGGGUUUAACAUUCUCCAUUUCAAAAGAAACUCCAGUUUUCCCUGACAGAUACCCGUCUUUCCAAACCAAGACAGCAGCCUUGAUAAGUUUCUUGCUGCCACCAGAGAAAACUCCCAUCACUGGCUGGGCAUUGCUAAGUAUUGAUCAGGACAGAAGGAGCACAGAAGAAGCCAUCAGGAAGCUCGGAUGAUGCAGCCAGGCAUCCAGGACACUCUGGUCUUUACAGAGCUUCCUGAGAGUUCAGUGGAGAUGGACACCAUGCCCCAUAAUCAGGCCUUCCACAUCUGCAGCUUCUGCAAUCAGAUUCUGCAAGUGCCCUCUUGAGAGGCCAGCACGUAACAUUUUUCAUACUCUGAUCUGUUCCAAAGAAAUAAUCAGCCAUGCAUUCUUGCUUUCAGAAUUUCUUAUGUAGAUCACUUUUAUGUCUAUGUGUGUAUGUCUCAGAGAAUAUAUCAUGCUAUUACAGUAUUUAUGCAAUACUGUAAUAAUACUUCAUUUUAAGGCUUUAUUUAUGAGUGUAAUCUUUAUUUAUGACUGUAAAACCAGUGUAAUAAAAGGGAAGAUGUC